Molecule: messenger RNA, 2568 nt
Organism: Symbiodinium necroappetens
Lineage: Eukaryota; Dinophyceae; Suessiales; Symbiodiniaceae
Source: the annotation of a GenBank genome assembly
AUGGCCGUCAACUCGCCAGUUCUGCAAAAGCGUAGCUCGCAAUCUUUGGAAAACAUGUUCACGCACCUGCCUCCUGCCGGCAUUGUCACUCAAACAUGCACCGCUGUGGUCGACGCGGCCGCCAAGUUGCACGUAGCUGUCAACGAUGCACACAUUGACAAAGAAACAGAGAGCUUCAGUCUUUCCAGCGCCGUAACUAAGUUCGACGCCAAUGUCCUUGCUGCAGCUGUCAGCAUGGACUAUGAUGUACUCGAGGUGGGGGACAAGCUCGACAGCAAGACACAGCGGCGUCAAGAUCGUAUCAGCGCUGCCAACUGCCCUUCGGCACCUGAUGCAUCUGAUGACGGCAUUGAUGCUAUCGAGACACUUGCUAUGUCGGCUGUCACCUUGGACCUUUUCCACCUCCUUUGGGGCCAGGCCGGCUCCUUUGGCACUUUCUUCUUCUGCAAAACGCCAGAAAUGCUGAAAGCUUGUGAUCUGGCUGGCCAGCUCCAGCGCUCAAAACGGCUGGCCGAUGGCCAAGCUCGGCCACUGGAUCCAGAGCUGGCGCUGGCGGCAGCCAAUCUGCUGGAGCGAGAUCUCGCAAAUGGAAAGAGCCAGCACGAGCAAUGUCGUUUCGCACUUAUGACAGCAAGCAAGAAGUUCCACUGCUGCCACCUGAUCUUCAGGACGGCAGACGUAGUGGGAGGAAGCGGCCCGGGGGCCAUGGAUAUCCUGGCAGGCGGCGAGCAGCUUUUUGAUUUCAUGGAAUCCACUUCUUGGCCUGUCCGGAGCAUUGACGUGGAGUUGAAUUUGGAACUGGCGAAGUCAGAGCGGCCUCGCUUCGUGCGGUUCUCGCGGCUGCGAUUGCUAAACGUGGGCAGCCCUCCUAAGGCCUUGCCCGAACGUGGGCUUGGGUCUUUGUGUUCACUGGCACUCCCCGACCUGGCGGUGUUCGGGAUUCACGGAGCGACUUCCUUGGAGCCAGCUUCUGCAGUUCUUGGUGCGCAGAAGGCGGCGCAGAGCUCGGGGUGCAUGUCUUCUUCACCGAAGGUAAGAUUCUACGGUCACCCUUGUCCCAGCUAUGCGAAGACGCAGUACCUGUGCGAGUGGCCGAAAGUGCUACCAUUUGCUGAGGUGCGGCAUGAUGCGGAUCCCAUCGAGGAGCUUCUACAAACUCUCGUCGACUUUGCUGACGAGCAUGUGGAACAGGAAUGGAGCUUGCACGAUAGCUUGACACUCCUUUUCCGGUUCGUGCAGGCUGAUUCGGCUGCACGGCGGUCAUUUUGGAUAUGCAGUGGUCCAGCAGUCCUCUGUGCAAUGUUGCAUAUCGUUGAACCCACCCACAGCCUGUUGGUUUGGCACUGCCGACACCUUCUUGAUGGAUUGGGUGCUCAGACAAAUGGCACUUCGACUGCUCUGCUGGGGCUCUUGCGGACCAUGGCAUCUCCAGCCAGGCCACCGUGCUAUUUUCUUUCCUGUGAAGCCUUUGCUGCCAAGCAGGUGGCUUGGCAACUCACUAUGCCUGAGCCGCAGGUCCAGAAGCGCUUGGCACUCUAUGUGGAGCAGUACAAGUGGGAAGGGCUGCAAGGGAGGCUUCUUGGGGCGUUGGUCUUACGCUCCAUGUUGUGGUCGCGAGUGCCUGGAAUGUACUUUCGGGCUGUUCUACAGGCUUUCCUUCGCGAGAAUUCCCAAGCAGUCGGCCUCAACUUUCGUUUUGCAAACGAUGUCGGCUUCGUGCCCUACUCCGACAUGGCCCUUCACCGUUGUGGUGUGCUGGUCCCCAACGACUUAACGAUGUCUGCAUUCUCAGAGGCCUUUGCAAUGGGGCUUCCUCUUUUUCUUCCUUCCGACGAGUGGCUGUACAGGCUGCAGAAAUCGGUGCCGUAUGGCUUUAUGGUCCAUGGAACUUCUCUAUUGUUUGCUGCACCUGAUCACGAUGGGCGGCGAAGCAGUUCGCUGCUGCCGGCUUGGCACGAAAAGUCGCAAUCCGUAUUGGCGGUAAUGAGCUGGCUCAGGUUGUCAGACUUUUCUACAUGGCCCGCAACGCUCCGCUUCAGCUCCAUACCGGAUCUUCUUGAAGGCCUGGUGACGACAGAUUUCCGAUCUGUCAGUCACAGGAUGCUUCGGUGGACCUCUGCAAAGAAGGACGAGACCUUGCGUCGAUGGGCCGGGCUUCUGAGAGGCAUGCAUGAUGGUUCUGCUUGGUCGGACUCCGAGCCGAGGAUGGAGCACGGGGCAAAACAGUCCGAGGAGGUGAUGGAUUCCAGCAGGGACGAUCUGCUCUAUGCAGCAUUGGCAUGCGAGCACGAGACAUUUGACAAAUUCGGAUGGCCAAGUUUCCGCGCAGUUCUCGAGAUGGAUGCAGUUAACGGUUUUGCGACGAAGAACAGCGCUGCCUUCACUGAGCUUGCCAUUUCUGCGUUACGACAGGUGCGAACCUUUGGCAGAGCCGCUGUCCAGAAUUCCUUAUGGCUAAUUGAACCAGUGAGCGCCAGUGCAAUGCCUUAUGUCAGCAUACGCUUGAGUCACCAUGGCGAAUGCCAUUUUGGCUCAAGCAACUGGUGUUCGCGCACAGCACUUCUGUGA